UUACAAGAGCUGACGCGUCCCUUCACCAUUUAUAUAUAAGGCCCCUCCCUCCUCUUCUUCUGACUACCACCCUCUUCCACAUCCCACUCGCAACUCGCGUCCCGCUUACUCCUCCCGUCUACUCGCAUCUCGCAUCCUCACACGACAUUUAUAAUGGCCGUUAAGAAGCGCUGCCAAAUCCAGUCUGAGCCUCGCUGCAACUCAGCAGCACUCCGUCUCGUUGGCCAAUGUCCACAUUGUAGAGCAGAGUUCUGUGGUGCACACCGUAUGCCAGAACAUCACAACUGCCAGAAUCUGGAGAGCUGUAGACAACAAGCUUUCGAGAAGAACAAGGCCAAACUAGAGAGCGAACGGACGGUGUCACCCAAGAUGGCAGUGGCAUGAUAUGCCAACUUCCCAUCUUUCUUCGGCCUUCCGUCCCUUGUUCCCCAUUUCCCUUUGUUCUAUCUCAGCAUACCGGAGGUACCCAUCUCAGCAUCCAUGCCCACCGUUCCGCUCGCAUUCAUGGGCCGGUCCUUUGUCUCAACCCUCCACCUCAUGACCCCCUCACGGACGUAUCUCACGAUGUGCAUCUAUCCACCAUCCAGUCCUGCUCUAUUCUGGUUCCCCAUUACCCACUACCUCUACUGUUUUACCUAGUUAAUCUUAUUCGCCCUCCUUGCCAUACCCACUGAUGAUUUCUCUUGUUCUCUACACGUAUGGUAUCCUGUAUUAGAUGGGUUUUUGCUGUCACAUUUCUCCCUUGCGUCGGAUAGUCUGCGUAAGUU
Molecule: messenger RNA, 767 nt
Organism: Somion occarium
Lineage: Eukaryota; Fungi; Basidiomycota; Agaricomycetes; Polyporales; Cerrenaceae
Source: the annotation of a GenBank genome assembly